AUGCCUGCCUCUAGUAUGGCCAAUGCCCCUCCUAAAUCCGAUUGGAAUGAGACUGAGAUGUCUAGAUUGGACACUGAAGCUGUGACGGUUGAGCCAUCCCUUGGUGGUUCGCUCUUGAGUGUUGAUGACUGGGAUGAUGGCAGCACUGCCUCAUGGGUCCGUGAGCAGUCGUCUAUUGCUGAAUCCUCUGGUUCAGACCAUUCGCCUCCUCCUUCUGUGGCGGCCUCCCCUGCUUCUGAUGAUCCUGCCACAGCCUCUGGAGUCAUCUUGUUCUCUGAAAGCUCAGAUUCUGUGACCAAUUCAAAGGGAUCCUCGGGCAUCACCAAAGCAAUGGAAGGUUUCAAUGAGCUUCUCCACAAACUGCGGGAGGUUCACGAGCGAGAAGUGGAGGUGUGGCAGGUGAAGGUCCAGGAGCUGUCGAAUAAGAAGGGCUGUGAUUCAAAACGAAUGGAGGAGCUGUUCAGUAGAAACCAGCAGAUGAGAGAACAGCACAGGCUACUGACUGAAAACAUCAAGACACUGGAAAACAGGUUGAGGGCAGGACUUUGCGACAGGUGUACAGUAACUCAGGACGUGGCAGAGAGGCGACAGCAGGAAUACGAGACCUCGCAGAUAAAGAGCUUUCAGCACAUCUCCAUACUGGUGGGUGAGGUGAACAACCUCACCAGGGAGAACAGAAGACUGAGGGAAGAGGUCAGGAACCUGAAAGGAGCUUUGGAUACAUGUCAGAACGAACGCUCCUCGAGCAGUACCACCCCUGAGGUCAAGCCAUCAAGAUCUCCUGACCUUUCACCGCCCGGUGGGCCCAUGUCCCUAAUCACCACGGCAACCAGUCACACCACCGGCCAGGCAGCAGAUGGCGAUGUUGCAAUGAAAACUGAGCUAGACCAAAGAGCGGAGGACUCGGUAGACGCCAUGGAUGAACAGAGACAGAUGAGGGGCUGGAACAGGAGCCACUUUGAGUCCUACAAGCCUUUUUCGUUGACUCCAUCCACUUCGGUCUCCUGGAGGAAAGAACAUGUCACUCAGUCGGGUGCUGGAGACAAGAGUAUUCCUCACUCCUCACCUUCUUCUUCCUCCUCUACCCCCGGAGAUGUAAACCCUAGCAGACACGUGCUCCACGCCCCUGUGCCCUGCCGCCCUCGCCCUAUCAAGACGGGCCCCUGGCCGCUGUCGGAAGCUGCUGACUGGGUGACCCAGACCAAUUCCACGGCCAACAGCCUGGUGGCUCAGUCCAACCACAAAUCCAGCUCCCUGCACUUCCCAACCCUGGCCAGCCAACAAGCCAACCACUGCAGCCAGACUGCCCAGAGGAGGAGGCAGGUUCUGGGGCAGAUGUGGCCAAGGCACAGCCCCCUUCAGUCCCAUCCUAAAGAGAAGGUCAUGGUGCUCAGGGUGAGAAGUCUGUCGGAGCAGGAGGAGGGCCAAGCUAGGGCUCCGGAGAAAAAGGCGCCGUGGCCAACCACAACGAGUUCUGAGACGCCGCACGCUGAGGGGGUGUUUGGAGUUGGGCUGAGAGAGGAAAAUAACGCGCCUCUGGACCUGUCCGAUCGAGGGAGGUCCAAAUCCAGCCAAUCACCAAAGGGUAAUAAGCCCCUAAGUGUGCACGGUGGAGAAAGAGUGGCAGCCAUACCAGGCAGUCCAUCCUCCUCUUCCUCAAGUCCCUUACUUCCUUCAUGCCCCUCGACACUCUCAUCCAGCCUCCAACAGGAAACGGGUUCGGGUGACCACAAUCUCAAGUCUGUAGAAGGACAGGCCGAGGAACCAGAUGGAAAAACAGACCAAGCCAGUGAGAAGGUACCAGUCCUCACCAUUUCACUUCAGCCAGUGGUGCUGCUGGAGACUCUGAACUCUGCUCUGCAAGAAUCCUCAUCUUCAAAUGGCAAGUUGGCACCAGCGGCUGAUCGGGGCAGCAGCUCGGAGGAGCCGGAUGGAGCGGGCAGUGGGUCCAGCUCAGAGUGCGGUCCAGAUGCCAAGAGAAAGAAAGCGCGCCUGGACAUAAGUACCGACAGAGACUCUGAUGAGAUCCAGCAGGAAAGAAAAAUGAAGAUCAAAAUGGAGCCUUGGGAAAAGAGCCCAACCUAAAAAGGAGAGGGAUGAUGCCCCGUAAGGGGGGUAAGGUUGCGAUAGUACAAAGCAUAUGGACUUCAAACAGAACUUGUGGCACUCCUGUCAGUCUCCUCCUAUUACAGUGGAUGUAGCCGGCAUGUCAAGUAUGCCUUUUUCUUUUUUCUUUUUAUCCCCAAUCGUUUUUGGCCAAUUACCCCACUCUUCCGAGCUGUCCCGGUCGCUGCUCCACCCCCUCUGCUGACCUGGGGAGGGCUGCAGGCUACCGCAUGCCUCCCCCCAUACACGUGGAGUCGCCAGCCGCUUCUUUUCACCUGACAGUGAGGAGUUUCGCCAGGGGGGGCGUAGCAUGUGGGGGGAUCACGCUAUUCCCCCCAGUUCCCGCCCCCCCCCCAAAACAGGCGCCCCGACCGACCAGAGGAGGCGCUAGUGCAGCGACCAGGACACAUACCCACAUCC
This is a messenger RNA of Lampris incognitus (smalleye Pacific opah), 2526 nucleotides long. RefSeq names its product retinoblastoma binding protein 8-like (gene rbbp8nl). Gene Ontology annotation, molecular function: flap-structured DNA binding; Y-form DNA binding; damaged DNA binding. The record is from RefSeq and is a predicted model, not a curated record. Gene Ontology annotation, biological process: DNA double-strand break processing involved in repair via single-strand annealing; double-strand break repair via homologous recombination. NCBI's taxonomy places the organism in Eukaryota, Metazoa, Chordata, Actinopteri, Lampriformes, Lampridae. Gene Ontology annotation, cellular component: site of double-strand break. The transcript is spliced from 15 exons. Bases 1 to 2085 code for a protein of 694 amino acids.